Messenger RNA from Penicillium malachiteum, 969 nucleotides. Its product is annotated as Ubiquitin supergroup. Gene Ontology annotation, molecular function: aspartic-type endopeptidase activity; protein binding. Gene Ontology annotation, biological process: proteolysis. NCBI's taxonomy places the organism in Eukaryota, Fungi, Ascomycota, Eurotiomycetes, Eurotiales, Aspergillaceae. The transcript has 2 exons. The record is from RefSeq and is a predicted model, not a curated record. The coding region runs from base 1 to 969 and encodes 322 amino acids.
AUGCCUGACCCCGAAACCAUCCGGUUACAUAUCCUCGGAGAUCCGCGCGUGCGAGAGGCUGUUCGGCGACAGAAUCCAGAGCUGGCUGAGGCUGCAGAUAAUGCUCAGCGAUUUCGUGAUGUUUUGAUUUCGCAGCAGCAGCGGGAGCAACAGCAGGAGGCGGAGAAGGAGGCGCGUAUCGCGAUGCUGAAUGCGGAUCCAUUCAAUCCAGAGAAUCAACGAGCGAUCGAGGAAAUUAUCCGACAGAAUGCCGUGACGGAGAAUCUACACAAUGCUAUGGAGCAUCAUCCUGAAUCUUUCGGUCGCGUGACGAUGCUUUACAUCCCCGUCGAAGUCAACGGUCACCGUCUCAACGCUUUCGUUGACUCCGGUGCCCAGGUCACCAUCAUGUCGCCAGAGUGUGCUGUUGCUUGUAACAUCAUGCGGCUUGUCGACCGCCGCUACGGUGGUAUCGCCAAGGGUGUCGGAACUGCUCCAAUCCUCGGCCGAGUCCACUCCGCUCAGAUCAAGAUUGGAGAGAUGUUCCUACCCUGUUCAUUCACCGUCAUGGAGGGUAAACAGAUCGACCUCCUUCUAGGACUGGACAUGCUCCGCCGCCACCAAGCCUGCAUCGAUCUCCAACGCGGCGCCCUCAUCAUCCAAGACCAGGCAGUGCCCUUCCUCGGUGAAGGAGAUAUUCCCAAGCACCUUACAGAGGAGUUCGAGGAUGAGCCCACAGUGAAGGGUUCUGAUGGUGCGGAGGUUGGUGCUCGUACAGGUGCCGUGACACAUCAAGCGAGUGGACAACAGGGACAGACGAGUUCUGGACCUUCACAACCUAGAAUCAACAUUCGACCCGCUCCAACCUCUCGAUGGCCACAGGACUCUAUUGCCAAGAUCACGGAGCUGGGAUUUACUCGUGAAGAGGCGGAGCGGGCGCUGGACGCUGCCAAUGGAGAUCUAGACGGAGCAAUUGGAUUUCUGAUUUAA